AUUGACCAACCGGCAAACGCAACCUUAAAACGCAAAAGUAACGAAACGAAAAAUGUAGCAAAACGAUGAUGAGAGCAAAAUCAGCGAUCGUCUGCUAAUUUCUCUCUCUCUCUCUCUCUCUAUUUGAACUUCACCGAUCAAGUCAGUCACCGCUCGACAAAACCAGAUAAAGGAGACAACAACAACAACAAAAAGAUGGUAGAAUCACCAGAUUUCAUAAGCGAUCUACCACAAAGCAUAAUUGAGAAUAUCCUGACUCGUCUUUCGAUUAGAGAUGCGAUAAGAACAAGUGUGUUAUCUAGCAAAUGGAGAUAUAAAUGGUCUACACUCACUGAUCUCGUCUUUGAUGAGAAAUGUGUCUCUCCUUCUACUGACCGUUGCGUUGUUGAGACCAAUCUAGUCAGAUUCGUUACUGGAGUGCUUCUCCUUCACCAAGGACCUAUCCAUAAGUUUCAGCUCUCUACUUCUUUCUUGCAAUGCCGUCCUGAUAUUGAUCAGUGGUUGCUUUUCCUUUCGAGGAAUGGGAUUAAGGAGCUUGUUCUUGAGUUAGGUGAAGGAGAGUUCAGGGCUCCUUCUUGUCUCUUCAACUGUUUGAAACUGACACGUUUGGAGUUAUGUCAUUGCGAGUUUGAUCCUCCUCGGUGUUUCAAAGGGUUUUCGUCUCUCAAGAGUUUGAACCUUCACCAGAUCCUUGUUGCUCCUGAGGUGAUUGAGAGUCUGAUCUCUGGAUGUCCGCUUCUUGAGUUUUUGUCUUUGUCUUACUUUGACAGUUUGGUUUUGAGUAUAUCUGCUCCGAAUCUCAUGUACUUGUAUCUAGACGGCGAGUUCAAAGACAUUUUCCUUGAGAAUACUCCCAAGCUAGUUGCAAUAUCGGUUUCAAUGUAUAUGCAUGAGGAUGUUACUGAUUUUGAGCAGAGUUCUGAUUAUAAUCUUGUUAAGUUCCUUGGAGGUGUUCCCCUUCUUGAGAAGCUCGUUGGUUAUAUCUACUUUACAAAGUACUUGAGCAUAGGAGAUGACCCGGGAAGGCUUCCAAUUACUUAUAUUCAUCUUAAGACUAUAGAACUAUACCAAGUAAGUUUUGAAGAUGCUAAUGAGGUACUAGUUCUUCUUCGUUUGGUCACUCACUCUCCCAACCUUAAAGAGCUCAAAGUCUCGGCUUCACCAAUUCAACUGUUUCCUCUUGAAGAAGAAGGUUUUGACCUUUUCGAAAGAGAUUACUUCGACUACCAACUGCCAAGACUCGAAACCGUGAAAAUGACAGACGUUUCUGGCAUAAGAAAUGAGUUGGAAUUUAUCAGAUUCUUGCUGGGAACUUCUCCAGUUUUGGAUACAGUCAUUGUAUCCUCGAGUUUAACAGAUAAAGAUGCCAAAAUGGAUAUGGUUGUCGAAUUGCUCAGGUAUCCGCGUGUUUCUCCUCAAGCUCAGUUCCUCUUCCUUCAAGAUUGAAGAAUCUGACUCUCCUCCCUAUCUCUUUAUUGUUAUCAUGUAUGAACAUGCUUUGUAUAUGAUUGUGGAUAAAUGACAAAACUGUUGAAUCCACAAGAGUAAAAACUUUAAAUGUAAUUUGACCAAAGAUGGUACAAAGAGUUUCUAAUAGUUGUUGAUAUUUACUUCUU
This is a messenger RNA of Camelina sativa (false flax), 1616 nucleotides long. RefSeq names its product F-box/FBD/LRR-repeat protein At1g13570. NCBI's taxonomy places the organism in Eukaryota, Viridiplantae, Streptophyta, Magnoliopsida, Brassicales, Brassicaceae. Gene Ontology annotation, molecular function: protein binding. The record is from RefSeq and is a predicted model, not a curated record.